AAAGCAGACAGCGCUGUGAAGACUUGGGACAACCCAUGGCGGUGCGGAAAGAGGGGAAAGCGAACCAAGAGACGAGGGGCCAGAAACAGACUGAUCCUUUCUUGAAGCUGAUAUUGCGAUGUUGACGUGAGGUGCAGCUAAUACGUGUCAGUGUGACAAUGACAGCAACCACCAUUUUCACUAAACCCCUCGAUGCAUUCAGAUUGUAGUGCAGGAAGAUAGCGACCACUGAUACUCACACUAGAAGCCGCUCGUGCUCGAGCGAUCGUCGCGAUGGAGUCGGAGAGGCGGGCGCGGCACGAGAUGGAGAUGAAGGCGCUCACUGAUAGCCUCUCGCGAAUACGCCACCUCCGAAAAAAACGAUCUAGCUUUGAUGCCUCGCCCGCCGCUGCCGCUGUUGCGCACCUUGCGCCUUCCACUCCCUCCUCUGGCCCUGUCAGUUCCGCCACUGCCCCCUCUCCGCUCGCUUCCUCCGCCUCCCUCCGCCCUCUCUUCCGCCUCGCCACGCUCGCUUCCCCCUCUUCCGCGCAGUCCCCCUCACCGUCUCCCGGCGUCCGCCCGGAUUCCCUAGAGCUGCACGCCGCGUACGGCGCGCCGAGCCACUGGGACGUGCGCUCGUGGCUGCCCGAGGGCCUCGCGGCCGCCCAUCAGCCGGCACCCGCCACUGCAUCGCGCGACGAUGCGGCGGAGCAGAGCGCGUCCGCGCGCGACGACGAGGGCACGGAGAGCGAGGUGGCCGGAAGCACGGUGAGCGAGGGGGGAGACGGCGCGGCGAGCGAGGACGUGCUGCGCGCGAACGAGCGGCUGAUGAUGCACGUGGCCGCCUCGCGAUGGGCGUCGCAGGGCUCUCCCGCGCAGGCAAACGCGGACCACAGGGCGCCCUCGCCUCCACGCACGGCGCAUGACGCGGGGGAAGCGGACGAUGAACGGUCCGACGCGGCAGCGCGGUUCAACGUGGCGAGCGGAACAGGCUUGGUUGAGGCGCGCGGAAAGGCGGAGAAAGCUGGGUGCCGAGGAGGGAAGGCGGAAGAGGAGGACAGGGGGGAAGCAACGAGCGGGGCAGGAAACUCUGAUGAAGCAGCGGGGAAUACGGCGGAGGAGAGCUUUGACCGGGUGGUUACCGCUGGCAUGUGGGGGUCAGCGCGAGACAACGAGGCGGAAUCGGACGACGGCAGCUGGCAGCCGCCCGACCCUACCAGCCGCGGACUGUUCGGCGGGUCGAGCGCGUUCUUCAACCCCCUCGCUGAUGACGUGGCGCUCAACCUGCGACUGUCGCUGGACGACGACGAUGAGGAGGAGAACGACGAGGAGGAGGAGGAGGAAAGCUUUUUAGACGGCGGAAGCGCGGAACUGGGGAGCCGUGAGGGCGCAUCGGUUGGUGUGUCGCUGGCAGCCACCGAUUCCGGUUCGGAGGGUUGGGGGAAGGCAGGGGGAGGCGAGGGCAAGGAGCCAAGCAAAGAGGGAGGAAGAGGCGCGGGGAGGAAGGCGGGGAGCGCGCGGAUAGCGGCAGCGCGGCGGGAGUUGGAGGAGCAGCGCGCGGUGGUGGAGAGGAAGUGGCGCGAGAGCCAGCUGGAGAUGAGGCGAGCGGCGCGCAUGGCGGCGGCGCUCAAGGCCACCGUUGACUCCAUCGACUGCGUUGACUCGCCCGCCCGAGUCACCGCGUCUGCCGCUCUCCCUGCAGCGCUCACGGCGCCCCACCACGGCUCGCUGGCAGCCCUGCCUGCUCCCACUCCCGCUGCCGGCGCCCCUGCCGCCCUGGCCCUGGCUGCUGGCGCCGAUGGGAGCAGCACGGGAGGCCAUGGCGCCAGCGGCGCUGGCAUGGGAGGGGCGGGCGCGCGUGCGGCGGGCGCGAGUGCGGCGGGCAUGGGGUGCAGCAGGCGCGCGCUGGCGGAGGCGAGGCGGCUGAGGGAGCGCCUGGAGGGGCUGGUGCGCCGCAUGGACGCGCAGGGCACGGCGGUGGGAGGCGGAAGCAGCGGCGCGGGCAGCGAGGGCGCGGAGUCGGAGGCGGAGUCGAGCUGCCCGUCGUCCGCCGGGCUGUCGUGGGGCGGAAGCAGCACCACCGCCUCGCAUGGCGGCAGCAGCUCUGGCGGCAGUGGCGGCAGCAGCGAUGCUUCAUGGCUGCUCAAGCGCAAGAUACUGCGCGAUGCGGGCGAGAUGGCGCAACUUGAGCGCACCAUGGCUCGCAUCGCUGCUGACGUGGCAACGACCAAGGACGUGUCAGCGCGCAUGGAAGGCCAUAGCGACGCGGGAGGGGGAGAGGACGACGAGGGGGGGACGGGCGGUGCGCAGAGGAAGCGGGAGCGGGGCGAAGGGGGCCGUGGCAGCAGGGGCGGCAGGGCGCCCUGUGAUGGCGGCAGCGCGGACGACGGCACUGUGGCGGUGCUGCAGGCCUUGGCGGCGCGGAUGGAGGGGGAGGUGGAGCGGGUGCGCGAGGAGCAGGAGGCGUGGCGGGAGCGCGCGGCGGUGGCGGAGGCGGAGGCGCGGAGCCUGCGGCGCCAGGUGCAGCAGCGCGACCACGCGGGCCACGCCAUGUCAGCGUCGCUGCGCGCUGAGCUGGACAUGCUGCGCGCCAGCAGGGAGCGCACGAGGCGGCGCCAGCUGGCGGAGAGGGGGGCGUGGCGGCGGGCGGCGUACCAGCUGCGCGCGGCGAUAGGGGGCGAGCAGCUGGCGCAGAUCCGCGAGGUGGGGGAGGAGGGCGGGGGGGGCGGUGGCAGCGGCAGUGUGCGCGCUUUGAACGGUGGCCUGCAGUGGGCCGGGGAAGGGGAAGGGAUUGGGGGAAUUGGCGCGGGGACGAGGGAAGGCGGGGAGGGGGAGCGGGAGAUGGAAGCGCUGACUCGCGCUCUGGCGCUGGUGGUGGCCACUGGGGCAGGCGAGGGGAGCGAGGGGGAGGAGGGGGGAAGCAGAGGGGGCGAGGGGCAACUGGUGGCAGUGAGGCGGAUGGCGGAUGAGAGGGGGGAGGAGAGGGGGGAGGAGAGGGGGGAGGAGAGGGGGCUGGAGUCUGCAGCAUGGCGGAGAGAGGAUGCAGGGGGGGCAGGCGAAGAGGGAGCAGCAGGAGGAGAGGGGGGUGGAGGCGGAUGGAUGAAGCUAGAGGGGGACGAAGGGGGGCAGGGGGAGGGGGAGAAGCAGCAACAGCAGGCAAAGGCGGGGAGGGGCGGGCUGGGGGUGAAAGGGAGGGCGGAGGAUAGCGAGGCGGCGAGCAGCACGUGCAGUCAGCCCCUUCCACCGCCGCCUUCCUCCGUCUCAACGCCCUCCUCGCCACCUCCGCUCGCAGCAGCAGCGCCAGCAGUGGCAGCCGCAGCCGCAGCAGCAGCAGCCCCGGCGGUCCCUCAGCUGCCGGCAAGGCGGGUGGCAGCGCCAGCAGCGCACGGCAGGAAGGCUGGGGGCGGCAUGGGCAAGGACUGCGCGCAGGGGGGCAUGCAGGGCGCGGGGAGGCGGGUGGGCGCGCGCAAGGGGGAGGUGCGGAGCAGCAUCAGUGCUGGGGGGGCGAUCCUGAGGCGGAAUGGAUGGGAGGGGGAGAGGGGGGAGGCGGAGGGAGGGGAGGAGGGAAGGAAAGAGGAUGGAGAAGAGAGGAGGAGAGGGAAGGUGAGGAGGGUGGGGAGUGAAGGGGAGGAGUUGAGGAAUGCGGGUGGGCGAGUGAGACGGGAUGGAGUGCCGGGGGGUGGUGGAGGGAAGAGGAGAGAGGGAGAAGUGAGGCGAAGCGGUGGGGGAGGGGAGGAGGGCCGUGGUGAUGGCACCGGUGCUGCCUCUGCGUGUGCUGGCUCCCCUGCUGGGGUGCAUUUGCAGGGAAGCGAGGGGAAGGCGCGCUUGGGGAGAUGUGAGGAGGGCGGCGAGGCGAAGCGUGAGAGGCGGGGGGUGGCAGCAGGCGAGCAGGGCGGCGAGGUGGUGGGCGGGGUGCGGGUGGGCGAGGUGGUGUGGGAGGUGGCCCGGGUGAUUGAGAGGGGGUGCGGUGAGAAGGGUGCAGAGGGGUCAACCAGGGUGGGCGAGGAGGGUGGCAGGGAGAGUGGCGAGGAGGUGGCAGUGGUGGGUGAGAGGGGGAGCGGGCAACAUGUGGAGAGGGAGGGGAAGGUGCGAGAGAGGCAGCAAGGCGAGGGGCAGAGCGGGCGGCAGCAGGAGGAGCAGAUGCAAGUGAGGGAGUCGUUGAGCGAGGGGGUGGCAGUGGUAUUGCCAUUCGCGGCGGAGCAGCCCUUCAGGGCGGAGCGGGCAUCAGCGGGGGGCGAGUGGAUGCGGCGCAGUGUUGACAGCGUUGUGUGCUGCACCAGCCACGAGUGGCCCUCAUCGGCAUCCCCCGCACCACAUCAACCGCACUCCACCCCUGCCAGCCCCCGCCUGAGCCCUGCACGCUCCCCCCCCAACACCUCCCCUUCCGACGCCUCCCCCUUCUCCUUCCCCUGCAUUGCCGACUCCCCCUCCUCCACGGCCCCCCCCUCCCCCUGCCUCUCCCCCCACCCCCUCCUCGUGCCCCGCGCCCACACCCACGCCAUGGGGCAGCCCGCCCCGUCCGCCUUCCAGCCCCUUCACGCGCCCAGCUACCAGCCCAGCGACCAGCCCAGGUACGGGCCCAGUGGUGCAGGGGAGCACCGCAGGCAGCACGGGGAGCGGAUGCAGCAGAGGGAGAGCGGCAGGGAGCAGGCGCCGCACUUCCACCAGCAGCAGCACAGAGCGGGCAGCGAGCAGCAGGCGUCAGACGCUGCCAGCGGGUGCCCUGCCCCCGCCCACCGCUGCUCUGAGCUCCACCGCCCCUCACCUCCGCCCCCCCAGCUGUGCACGCCAUAUGACGACAGGGCGCCCGGCUCCUUCUGGUCCCUGGCUGCUGGCGGUGCAGUGCAGUGCGGUGGAAAGGAUUGCAGCGAGGUGGAGAGCAGCGGCAGCAGUAGCACUGUGCAGGGGGGAGGAGGGAGAGUGGGCGGUGGCGGAUGGGGCAGUGAGGGUGCUGGGGGAGGGCAGGGGGGAGGGUAUGGGGGAGGGCAGGGGGGAGGGCGUGUGGGGGGGGGUUGGGAAGCGGACGGGGGAAGGCAGCAGCAGCAGCAGCAGCAGCAGCAGCAGCGGAGGGGGUUGAUGGGCAUGCUGUGGCGCAGUGGCAGUGGCAGCAGGGGCAGGGCCAAGGUGGGUAUGGGCACGGCAGGGAAGGGUACGGGCACGGGCACGGGCACGGGCACGGGCAUGGGUGCGCCGAGGGGCAUUCCUCGCUCGCUCAGUGACUCGAGGCGAAGCACCAGAGUGGCGCCCUUUGUUACCGGCAGUGGCAGUGGCGGUGCUGGCAGCAGCAUUGGCGGCGGAGGAGGGAGCUUGUGGGUGCACGGGCAGCAGGGGGGCAGGGAGGAGCGGGCAGAGGAGAGGAGCGAGGGGUGGGGAUCGAGGGCAGAGGGGUGGGGGAAUGAGCAGCAGCAGGGCGAGUCGGGGAGCGGGGGCAGCAAGAGGGGGCUGGGGUUGGGCACGCUCAGACGGCUCAUGUCUAGAGGGUAGCGGGCGGGGAAGAUGGUAGAGGGGCGUGAGGAGGGUCAAUCUGUGUCAUCGCAUGCUGCCAUUCACGGGGAAUGACGGGUGAAUGCCGCUGUGCUGUGCAAGACAGUAGAGGGAAAGGCAACAAGGCAUGUUGCCACGGUGUCUGGCUCCUAGUGUUAUCAAUGCAUUAUGCUUUCCUGUUCGUGCCGGGAUGUUGCCCAAGUGAUUGCAAUCUGUUGCAUUGCAAAAUAC
Messenger RNA from Closterium sp. NIES-67, 5694 nucleotides. The record is from the annotation of a GenBank genome assembly. Lineage: Eukaryota; Viridiplantae; Streptophyta; Zygnematophyceae; Desmidiales; Closteriaceae.